UCUAAAUUAUAUUUUUCAUUAAUUUGGUUAAAAAUUGCCUACAUUUAAACACAAAACUUACCAGACAAUAAAUAUAAAGGUUUAUCAUUUUAGUAUAAAAAAUAUAAAAUAAUUAGGUAAUAAAAUGGAAAGUAUAAUUGUAUACUGUUACAACCUAAAAUAGUUAAGUUUUUUCCACAUUAUAAUUUUGUUAAAGGUUAUGAUGUCAAGUAACGAAGACUAUAUUACAUUGGAUGAAAUAAACAAUGCACUGGAGUUACUGGAGAAAGAUGAAAUUGCUUCAAGAAAACGUUUGGAAACAUUUACCAAUCAAUGGCCCACUGUUAUUAAGGAGGUUGACUCAGUUACAAAAAAAUUUAGUUCCUUAACAGCAGUUAAAGAAAACUUAUCUCAAAUUCAAACUAGAAUUCACGAUUCUUCUAAACUAGCCGAGGACAUAUCGUCCAAAGUCCGACAGUUGGACAAAAUACGUGGACGUGUAUCAGAAUGCCAAAAACGAGUUCAAGACUUAUUAGAUCUACAGUUAUGUAGUGAAGGUGUUCAGAUUGCGAUGAAAAACGAUGAAUUAGAACAAGCCGCCGGACAUAUACAUCGCUAUCUGUCAAUCGACCAAACGAAAUUACAACGCACAGCAGACGACAUGGCUCAAGACUGUUCAAUGAUCACCAGUGCUCUUAAACACUUGCAAGAAGCUUCAGAGCUCCUCCAGGACACAGUAUCUAAAAGGUUCGAGCAUGCGUCCUUAGUCCAAGACACGAAUUCUAUAGAAAGGUACUUUAAAAUAUUCCCAUUACUUGGAAUGCACGAAGUGGGUUUGGAAAAGUUUGUCGAUUACUUGGGGCGGUUAUUAAAAGUGUCGGCGGACAAAAAUUUAAAAAACGUCAUAGAUACGCCAUUGUCGAGCAACCGUGCUAGUGUUAUUUUCGCGGACGGGCUGACGUUUAUUUUCGAGGAAGUAGCCAAAACGAUCGAGGUCCAUCAGCCGUUAAUCGAGACCCACUACGGUCCCGAGUACGUGUUGAAGUUCUUAUCCCAUUUGCAAGUGCACUGCGACACGUUCGGUGACAUCCUGCUGCGGACGUUUCUCAAGACGCGCAAAAUCAAAGAACUACUGAAGACCAUGUGGGACGAAUCGGACGCGAACACCGUGGCGAGGCCGGACUCCAAGGACAUCGAUCUGCUAGUGGAGGAGAUCGUGAUGAUUCUGGCGCGGUACGAUCUGUACGCGCAGUUCGUGUGCAAGCGAACGGUGAACGCGGACGGCGUGGAACCGAAAACGCGGACCGCCAAAAUGAUGUUGGACAACAGCCGGCUGUGCUGUUGCAUACAGGAGAUGAUGGGCAAAUACCUGGAGCUGGAGAGGUACUACAUGGAGGAGAGCAUCAGAAAAGCUGUGUUGAUGGACACGAUCGAGGGCGACGGCGGGGACGCUGCGCUCACGUCGAGCAUGGUGGACGACGUGUUCUUCAUCGUGCGCAAGUGCGUGAUGCGCUCGCUGCGGUCUGGCAGCCUGGACGUGCUGUGCGCCGUCAUCAACAACGCGGUCAACGCCCUGGAAACGGACCUGUGCGCGGUGUUCGCGCAGGUGCUGAGCGCCGGUUAUCCGGGUUCCGGUUACUUCAACCGGUUCACGCCCGACCUGGACAAGGUGCGGCGGACGUUCCUGGCGGCGCUGAACAGCACCGAGGUGGCGGUCGAGUACUCCAAGUCGCUGUCGCAAACGUUCCGGGACGAGGUGCCGGCCAGGCUGCGCGGAUGUCACGCGGAGAAGCUGGACAGUUGCCUGCAGGACUUUGGCCGGGUUAACGCGUCCCUGGUGGCCGCCAACCGGACCGGGUUCAGGCAGCUGCAGAGUUCGCUGGUCGAGCCCAAAACGCUGGCGUGGAUGGAACCGUUCUACGAGCAGAACUUCACGCUCGACGAACCGGAAUUCGCGCAGACGGUGGCCGACAACCCGUUCGUGGUGGCGCUGGUGCGGAACAUCGACGGCACGCUGGCCGAGUUCCGCGCCCGGCUGACGCCCAACAACUACGACAUGCUGGUGGUGGCCGUGGCCGCGGAGACGGCCGCGCAGCUGGAGCGGGCCGUGAUGAAGACCGAAUUCAACCGGCUGGGCGGCAUGGCACUGGAUAAGGUGGUCCGGACGCUCAUCAACUACUUCGGCGGGGCCAGCGCGUGGCCGGUCCGCGAGAAAUUCGCCCGUCUGGUGCAGGUCACCACCGUGCUCAACUUGGAACGGGCAUCAGAUCUAAACGAGUUCUCCAACCCGGACAGCGGCAUGCGGUUCUCGUGGAAGCUGACGCCCGAUUGCAUACGUCAGAUACUCAAGCUCCGAGCGGACUUCCGGGAAGACGACAUACGGAAAGUCCAACUGUAAGACCGUGCAGUCCGGCGGCCGACUUUGCAAGCGAACCCAUCACCGUAAUACUGUACGAUUUCUUUCCGAUGUGGCGUCAUAUCGUCGUUUUGGCUGACGUGUGUUUUAUUUUCAGACCCGUGAGUAAUUAAAAUAAAAAAAAAAAAAAUUAUAUACCUACUUACGUUAUAUUCGAAGCCUACGUUAAAUUUAAUCUCGUAUUUAAUAUACUGACAUACUACAGUGUUAAGUAUAUACUAUAUUAUGUGUCUGUCGGCCCUGUAACGCCGAUUAGGGGUUUUUAUUUUUUUUACCUCAAUUAGUAUAGUUGGGUAGUACCUAUAGUUAGGUUCCAUACAUUAUAAGUAAUGCCAUCGUAUUAUUAUUGUAUAAAAUACCCACUUUUUAUUGCAGAUGUACUAGUAAUAUUGUUAUUGGACUUAAAAUAAGCACUAUUUAUACCUACUUAUUUUAUGUUGCGUGUAUUUGAAAAUUACA
This is a messenger RNA of Rhopalosiphum maidis (corn leaf aphid), 2854 nucleotides long. It is a transcript of the gene Cog4, whose product is annotated as conserved oligomeric Golgi complex subunit 4. The record is from RefSeq and is a predicted model, not a curated record. Lineage: Eukaryota; Metazoa; Arthropoda; Insecta; Hemiptera; Aphididae. The transcript has a single exon. Bases 200 to 2377 code for a protein of 725 amino acids.